AUGGACGGCAACGAUGCCAUGAAGCUCCUGGUGCCCACUGCGGCUUUUGCUGUCGGAGUCGGACUGUUGUUGUACUUCUGGCCAAGGCCACCGAAGGUCUUCCUGACGCGGGAGCGGAAGCGAGUACAGGUGUCUGAUGUCGUGGAGCUGUCCCAUGACACAAAACGAAUCCGGCUCUCUUUCGGAAGCAAGAAGAUGAUUCUUGGUUUGCCUGUGGGCAAGCACAUCGUCAUCUAUGCCCCGAAUCCCCCCAGUGCCAUCUCGUCGAAGAGUUGGAACGGAAAGCCGGACCAAGACAAAGGCAAGCCUGAGAUUGACAGGAAGUACACACCUGUCACCGGAAACGAGGCGCCAGGCUACGUUGAUCUCGUAGUCAAAAUCUACAGGCCCGGAACGGUCAAAAUGCCGGAUGGCAAGGAGAUGAAGUGGGAAGACGGUGGCAAGAUGGGCCUCUACCUCGACAGCAAGAAGCCUGGAGAUUGGAUCGAGAUUGCAGGGCCACUUGGUGUCAACGAGUACCUGGGCCAAGGAACUUUCAAACUUCCGGGUAAGACUGUAACCGUCAAACACAUUGGGAUGUUGGCGGGAGGAACUGGGCUGACCCCGAUGCUCCAGGUGGUGCAAGCCGCGCUUCGAGAUGCUAGUGACUCUUGCAACUUUUAUUUGAUUUAUGCAAACAAGACUGAGAAUGAUAUCUUGUGCCGCGACAUGCUCGACGACCUCGCCAGGAAUAGCAAAGGUCGGUUUAAACUGUACUACACCUUGGAUUUUCCGCCCGAGAACUGGGCGCACAAGACCGGCUUCAUCACCGCCGACAUCCAGACCGCUACUAGGCGCCAGGAGGCCGGGCCAGCGAGCAUGAACAAGAUACCCCGCGGUCGCAUCCCCGCUAGCGAUGCGGCGGCGGAAGGAAGCAUCAUCUCUGUUCCGGAGACAGACUGUAUCCCCAUACCGAAUUUCGGAGCAUCCAAGGAUCGGAACGGAGGGAGCGCCGCCCAGAGCGACAGCACAGACGCGCGGACGUCGGCUCCGAGCUCACUCCGCGUCACAGGGGAGGCCUCCUCGAGUCAGCCGCAGGGUGAUGCCCACACGGCAAGGACCCCGCGAUCGGAAGAUGACAAGGCCACAGAUGCCGACACGAGCAGCAGUAGUGCUGCCGAGGAUCGCGAAGCGGCUUUUCUAUUGGGUCCGUCAGAGUUCCCCAGCAAGUUGGUGUUCUCGGCAUCGAGGUUGCCCGGCGUGGGAUGGAACAGCUUUGAUACUCGCGUGGAGGGUUUCAGCUCUCAGAGGCAAGUUGCUCUCAGCGAUGUUCUACGCCUGAAUCAGGGUCUGGAAGGGCAGCAGCUCUCGUUCGGCUCUGCUUUGCACAUGGGCGACGGGGUGGAUCCGCUUUGCCUUGUUUGUAGUUACCACAAGCCGCCGAGACGCUUCUGCACGAAAGGUGCUUUUUGCGACUUUUGCCAUCUACACAGUGGUCGAAGAAAGAAGAAACCAAAGGCUCAGGCUAGUCAAGCCUGGCCACCAGAUGUGCCCGUGGCAUACGGUUUGCAGAGACCACCUCAGCCCGAGCUCUCGCACAGGACAGCCGAGUGGUUGUCACCUGGACUCAUUUCGACCAUCGGAGCCCAAAAAAAACCCAUGGUUACAUUCUAA
Molecule: messenger RNA, 1653 nt
Organism: Symbiodinium sp. CCMP2456
Lineage: Eukaryota; Dinophyceae; Suessiales; Symbiodiniaceae
Source: the annotation of a GenBank genome assembly